This is a messenger RNA of Raphanus sativus (radish), 1418 nucleotides long. Its product is annotated as bifunctional UDP-glucose 4-epimerase and UDP-xylose 4-epimerase 1. Gene Ontology annotation, cellular component: cytosol. The transcript is spliced from 9 exons. NCBI's taxonomy places the organism in Eukaryota, Viridiplantae, Streptophyta, Magnoliopsida, Brassicales, Brassicaceae. Gene Ontology annotation, biological process: galactose metabolic process; rRNA processing. The record is from RefSeq and is a predicted model, not a curated record. The coding region runs from base 229 to 1284 and encodes 351 amino acids. Gene Ontology annotation, molecular function: RNA binding; UDP-glucose 4-epimerase activity.
ACACUCACUCCUUUCCUAUUUCUUCGCUUUGCGUGCCCUUCCUUCUUCUUCUUCUUAUCAACAACUUGCAUCAGCAAAAAGCUAUAACUACCUAAUACUAUCAUUUAAUAAAGACCCCAACUUUCUUGUGACUUCUCUCUGUUCGUUCGCUGUGAUCUCUCUGUUUCUCUCUCUUAUCCGAAAGAAUCGAUCUUUCGAAGUGGGUUCUCUUUGCUUGCUACUCUCGAUAUGGGUUCGUCUGUGGAGCAGAACAUUCUUGUCACUGGCGGUGCUGGAUUCAUCGGGACGCAUACCGUUGUUCAGCUCCUGAAGGAAGGUUUUAAGGUCUCGAUCAUCGAUAACCUCGACAACUCUGUUAUCGAAGCCGUCGACAGGGUUAGGGAGCUCGUUGGUCCUCAUCUCUCCAAGAAGCUCAACUUUACUCAGGGUGAUCUAAGAAACAAAGGUGAUAUUGAGAAACUCUUCUCCAAACAGAGGUUUGAUGCUGUGAUCCAUUUCGCGGGUCUUAAAGCUGUGGGUGAAAGUGUUGCCAACCCUCGCCGCUACUUUGACAACAACUUGGUUGGAACUAUCAAUCUUUACGAGACCAUGGCCAAGCACAACUGCAAAAACAUGGUGUUUUCAUCGUCUGCGACUGUGUAUGGACAACCUGAGAAGAUUCCAUGCAUGGAGGACUUCGAGUUGAAGGCUAUGAAUCCUUACGGUCGUACUAAGCUCUUUCUUGAAGACAUAGCUAGAGAUAUCCAGGCGGCUGAACCAGAGUGGAGAAUUGUGCUGCUGAGGUACUUCAAUCCUGUGGGAGCGCACGAGAGCGGCAGAAUUGGCGAGGAUCCAAAGGGUAUCCCCAAUAACCUCAUGCCUUACAUACAGCAAGUAGCUGUUGGACGUCUACCUGAACUCAACGUCUAUGGACAUGACUAUCCUACCGAGGAUGGUAGUGCGGUGAGGGACUACAUACAUGUGAUGGAUUUGGCUGAUGGACAUAUCGCUGCGUUAAGGAAGCUAUUUGAUGAUCCCAAGAUAGGCUGUACUGCUUACAAUCUAGGGACUGGACGGGGAACGUCUGUGUUAGAGAUGGUUGCUGCUUUUGAGAAAGCUUCUGGCAAGAAAAUACCAACCAAGCUCUGCCCGAGAAGGCCAGGAGAUGCAACUGCAGUUUAUGCUUCAACAGAGAGAGCUGAGAAAGAACUUGGCUGGAAGGCAAAGUAUGGAGUGGACGAGAUGUGCAGAGACCAGUGGAAUUGGGCAAACAACAAUCCAUGGGGUUACCAGAAGAAGCAUUGACUUUUCACUCUUUCUCUGAUUCACUCAAUAUACAAAGAAAAGUGUUAACACAUACACAAUCAUAUAGUUUGCUUUGCUUUCCAUGUAACGAACGGGUCUUGUUACUUCUAUGAAUAAAACAGCUAGUUGACCGA